AUGCCACGAUUAUUAGGAUUGCAAGGUAGAUUGCAAUUGUUAAAAUCUCAAACACAAUUGAGAAAUAAUCUUAAUAACAUGAACAUCGAAUCUGACGAUGAGGAGGAUAAAGAAAUUUCUAAUAUUAUAGUUAAUAAUGAUGAUUCAGAAAAUGUCACCAUUGCAAACGGUGAGAGUGAUGAUUUCGAAGAAGCUGAUGCUGAGUCAUUUGCUAUUGAUGCAGAAGCAGAAGAAGCUGUAGAUGAAGAUAGAGACGAAGAAGAAGCAGAGGAAGAAGAUUAA
This is a messenger RNA of Debaryomyces fabryi, 282 nucleotides long. RefSeq lists its product as uncharacterized. The record is from RefSeq and is a predicted model, not a curated record. NCBI's taxonomy places the organism in Eukaryota, Fungi, Ascomycota, Pichiomycetes, Serinales, Debaryomycetaceae. Bases 1 to 282 code for a protein of 93 amino acids. The transcript has a single exon.